Messenger RNA from Rhagoletis zephyria (snowberry fruit fly), 846 nucleotides. NCBI's taxonomy places the organism in Eukaryota, Metazoa, Arthropoda, Insecta, Diptera, Tephritidae. The record is from RefSeq and is a predicted model, not a curated record.
AUGGAUGAAGUUUCUUUUUUAAUACUUUUAAACUUUUCCAUCGGAUUCGGCAGCUAUGUUGCCGGCACUAUUCCGAUGAUAUUUCAGCUUUCUGAGUCCAAGAUACGAACUCUGAGCGUAUUUGGAGCCGGUAUUCUUAUGGGCACUGCCCUUUGUGUGAUCAUUCCCGAAGGUGUCAACAGUAUAUACGAGUCAUCAUAUCAGCCUAUUCAUCAUCAUAACACAGCUACAUCUGACUCAUCAUCAACACACAGGAAUGCAACUCGAGAAUCAACCCACGAGCCGCACAGCAUAGUGGGCAUCACAUUACUCUGUGGAUUUGUUAUGAUGCUCAUCAUUGACCAGUUCUCCAGUGCCCGAAAUUCUAGUUCAAAAAAGAAGUCAGCAGCUUUCACAGCCACCGUCGGACUUAUGGUUCAUUCUGCAGCCGACGGAAUCGCCAUGGGAGCAGCAGCUACGACGGCGCACGCCGACGUGGAGAUGAUCGUCUUUUUGGCCAUUCUAAUGCACAAAGCACCAGCUUCAUUUGGCUUUGUGAGUUAUCUUCUCUCGGAAGGCAUCGAGCGGUCUCGUGCCAAGCGAUACUUGCUACUGUUUGCACUGAGCGCUCCAGUAGCCUCCUUUGUCACAUACUUUGGCAUCAGUGCGUCAGCAAAAGAGGCACUGUCCUACUACAAUGCCACCGGCAUCUCACUUCUCUUCAGUGCGGGCACCUUCCUCUACGUUGCCGCGGUGCACGUCUUGCCGGAGAUUACCCAACACCAGCGGCUGAAGUGUACUGAGCUUUUAUACCUGAUAGUGGGCUCCUUUCUGCCUCCACUGCUCACCUUCAAUCACCACCACUGA